Molecule: messenger RNA, 2498 nt
Organism: Mercurialis annua (annual mercury)
Lineage: Eukaryota; Viridiplantae; Streptophyta; Magnoliopsida; Malpighiales; Euphorbiaceae
Product: probable methyltransferase PMT23
Exons: 8
Coding region: 120-1931 (603 amino acids)
Cellular component (GO): cytoplasm; trans-Golgi network; endosome
Molecular function (GO): methyltransferase activity
Source: RefSeq, a predicted model, not a curated record
UUCAUUUUCUGCUCAAACAACUCACAGACUCCAUUAAAACUAUUCAAUUCAGAUCACCACAUUACAUAAAAUUUCUCUAAUUUUUUUUAAUCAUAAUCUCAAGCUUUUUGAAAACAAAAAUGGCGUUAACAGUACCAAAUCUAAUCAAAGAAAAAAAAUUCCCAUUCAUUUUCACAUUCUUCGUAUUACUAAUAUGCGCCACUGUCUUCUUAUCAACAAACAACACAAAAUUCCCUUACUUCUCACUCGCCGAUCUUCAAAAACAAUCAAAUCCGUCGCCGUCGCCGAUCCCAAACCCAAACCCGCCGCUAAACGCCGUCGUUCCGCCCCCAAGCAGUAAUAAGACGGUUAGUGAUAAUGUCAGUGGUAACGUUAAUGGGGGUUUUGAGAUUCCGUGGCGGUUGUGUAAGGGUGACGUGGCGGUGGAUUUUAUACCGUGUUUGGAUAAUGCUAAGGCUGUUAAGGAGUUGGAAUCAAGGAGGCAUAUGGAGCAUAGAGAGCGGCAUUGUCCGAAGCCGAGUCCGAGAUGUUUGGUUCCGCUUCCGAAAGGGUAUAAGAGUCCGAUUUCUUGGCCGAAAAGUAGGGAUAUGAUUUGGUAUGACAAUGUCCCUCAUUCUAAGCUUGUUGAAUAUAAGAAAGAUCAAAACUGGAUGCGUAAGGAAGGUGAAUACCUUGUUUUUCCGGGAGGCGGUACUCAGUUCAAGGAUGGAGUUACUAACUAUAUCAAUUUCAUUCAAAAGAUUUUUCCUCCUAUCCAAUGGGGAAGGCGUACGAGGGUGGUUUUAGAUGUUGGUUGUGGAGUUGCUAGCUUUGGCGGCUAUUUGCUAGAUAAAGGAGUUAUUACCAUGUCAUUUGCUCCAAAGGAUGAACACGAGGCUCAGAUACAGCUUGCUCUUGAGCGAGGAAUUCCUGCUACACUAUCAGUCAUUGGCACACAAAAGUUAACAUACCCUGAUAAUGCAUUUGACAUGAUUCAUUGUGCACGAUGCAGGGUUCACUGGGAUGCAGAUGGUGGAAAACCUCUAAUUGAGCUCAACAGGAUACUCAGACCUGGAGGUUUCUUUGUAUGGUCUGCUACACCAGUGUAUCGCAAUGACAAUAGAGAUCGCAAAGUUUGGAAUUCUAUGGUAGCUUUAACAAAUUCUAUGUGCUGGAGGAAUGUGACUAAGACUAUGGAUUCGUCCGGGAUUGGACUUGUAAUUUUUCAGAAGCCCGUCUUGCCAUCAUGCUAUGAGAAGCGCCAGAAAAAUGAUCCUCCUUUGUGCGAUCAGAAAGAUACACAAAAUGUUUCUUGGUAUGCGCCUCUGAAUAGAUGUCUUUCGAGACUUCCAGUUGAUAGCCAAGGUGGUGCGAUGAGCUGGCCUGCAGCAUGGCCCGACAGGCUUAACACUGUGCCUCCGAGCUUAUUAGCCGGACCAGAUGCUGUAGAAAUUUUUUAUGAGGAUAGCAGACACUGGUCGGUGCUCGUAUCUGAUGUUUAUCUAAAUGCACCUGCUUUAAACUGGUCAAGCGUACGGAAUAUAAUGGAUAUGAAUGCUGGCUAUGGAGGAUUUGCAGCAGCACUUGUUGAUCUUCCUUACUGGGUGAUGAAUAUUGUUCCGGUUCACACUCAAGACACGCUGUCUGGUAUUUUCGACAGAGGGUUGAUCGGAAUGUAUCACGAUUGGUGUGAAUCGUUGAGUACCUACCCUAGAACAUAUGAUUUACUGCAUUCCAGCUUUCUCUUCAAAGAACUAACACAAAGGUGUGACAUUAUAGAGGUAGUUGCUGAGAUUGAUCGACUAGUGAGACCUGGAGGACAUCUUCUGAUUCAAGAUACUAUGGAAAUGAUUCACAAUAUUACUUCUAUAUUGAAUACUCUACAUUGGUCAACUACUCUCUAUCAAGGGCAAUUUCUCAUCGGCCGGAAAGGCUUCUGGCGACCCAGCUGACAGGCAUAUGUAUUCUGACUUGCUCUGGCUUGGGUAGAGGAGGAAGAAAGUCAAAAAUGACUCGAUGGAUCUCGAGAUGAGGAAAAUAAAUCGUGAACUUUAACGUGUUUUGCAAUUUAAGAUGGACUUUCAACUUUGGCUAUGUAAAACGCAAAUUAUUAUGCUUUUUGCAAUUCGAAACACGAUACUUUUUUGUGAAAAUAUAUUGACGUGGACACCGGAAUAAAUAGCAUUCCAGCGUCUAUAUCAAGAUUUUUUCAACAAAAAAUUGAUCAGUGUUUUGUUUUGCAAAAUAAAAAUUUGUGUUUUAAAUUAUUAAAAUUGAAAGCUCGUAUUAAAAUUGUAAAAUAAGCUAAAGUUCACGAUUUGUUUGUAACCACCCCAAAAAUCUAUAUGUAUGUCUAUUCUCUCAAUUUGUUAGUGUAAAUCCUUAAAUAGACCUACAAGUGAAGAUUAUAAUAGGAACAAGAAUGAUUUUAUACAGCUUGAUUCAGCUAUACAAGACUUGUAAGGAAAACAUUCAAUUUCAGUGAAGCUUCGUAUAUAGAGGACAUAUUAUUGGCCUUA